Molecule: messenger RNA, 1047 nt
Organism: Rosa chinensis
Lineage: Eukaryota; Viridiplantae; Streptophyta; Magnoliopsida; Rosales; Rosaceae
Exons: 5
Coding region: 187-510 (107 amino acids)
Source: RefSeq, a predicted model, not a curated record
UAUGAGCCCAAAAGCUUGCAAGUUGCAACAUCCACGACUUGACUUUUCUUCUUUACCCAGUUUAUCUGCUCAACAAACUGAACUCCCAAAACUCUAUCUAGUAGGCAUCUUUUCUCGAUAAGCUUCAAAUCCUGUAGAGAACAUAUCUGGUGUGAUCAUCAGCUUAGGAUAAAGAUUGGCUUGGAAAUGGAGAUCAACUGGUUUAGCUUAAUUAGGAGAAGGAGACUCCAUGCCUGGCCCUUCAUAAAUAGCGGGAUCCAUGCAGGCGAUGCUGCACUCUUAAUCGGAAACUUGAAUCGGUGUAGUACAGAUCCCUGUUGCGGCUAUGCAGCUUUUCUGGUGCCAGCGCAGGCAAGGAUUUUGACAGCAAGUAGAAGCAGGAAUUUUGACAGCAACCAUCAUUCCAUCACCGGGAUUUGGUGGACAAGGUUGCUAGAAGCACUUCCAAGAGGACAUCAAGGGCCAUUUGCUGCGCUGUGGUGGAAAGGGAGACAGGAGGCUUUUGGUUAGGAUCGUUGCUGACUUUCAUGACAUUCCACCAAUUGGUCAUACACUCGUGGAUACACAUGUAUCAUAUACGAGAUUGCGACCGUUCGGGGAUCUCCAUAGCUCCAUGGCGGUGACACCAGUAAAGAGACACUGCAAAAGAAAAACAAGAAGUAGCACUGGUAGGUCAGAGAGGCAUCAACCUUUUAGCGUCUGCUUCCUGGCUCCUCCCUUGAACAAAGUUGCUGGAUUCUUCUUCUCUCCUUUGCAGCAGGGCUUCGCCUUCCUCUUGAUGUGUUUCCCCCGUGUCCUUUCAUUCUAGCACUAUGCUUGCUUUUAUAGAGUGUGUCGAAGAUAGGAUCGAGUCUUGAAUUUGAAUUUCAAAUCAGCUUAUCUCAUGGCAGGUCAUGUAUAGCAGAUAGAUUCUGUUGCAUUCAGUUUGAAACAAACCCCACAAAAUCUGUAUAGCAUGAUUUGAAUUGAGACGUGAAUGCCUCCAACUUUGACAAAACUCUUGCUUUGACCACUAUUUGAAUUUUGAUAGCUAUCUCGUUAUCUUGA